UCAUAAACGCAAAGGCCCUGAUAUGGAUGGGAAGUUAAGACUCAAGGUCAAAAUCAAGGUCACGGCAAUAUUCACACCUAAAGGCCAAUCCACUGAUCAACACCAAAUAGUAUUUUAUAGAACAUGGUGGCUUCGCGCAAAAAUUAAAGUAUACGAAAAUUAUAUUAAUUUUUAUGAACUGCAGAGAUAGGCAGCUAGUGCAGUGUGUCGGUUUCCGUCUUAGUGUCUUGUUAUUCGAGUCUAAAUAGUAAACAAAGCAAAUGGCGUCAAACAGAUGAAGUUCUCUCUCGUUAGAAAUUAAAAGACACAACAAAAUGUCUACCAGUGAAGUUGAAAAUACACCCGUUGCUGAUCAAGUUGACGGCAAUGUAACAUCUGCUCCAGCAGAAACGGAAGCUACCCCUACUACUGAAGUCACAGAAACUGAGACAGCAAAAAACACGGAUAUAGAAACCCCUCUCACGACAUCAGCAGAGGAAGCAAAUAAUGAGGACUCCGAGAAUCCAUCUUCAGAAGAAACAAAGACAGGCAUAGAAACUUCCGAAUUAGCUGCUGAAGAAGAAUCCAAACAAGAUGCAGAAGCCGAAGAACCAAAAAAUAAAGCCGACGAAUCUGAAAACCCGGAAACCGUAGAAGAAAAGUCACAGGAGGCUACAAUCGCACCCGAGUCCUCCGAAGUAAACACAGAAAAUACCCCGAAAGCAUCAGAGCCGUCUGAAGAAAAGACUGAAUGUGGUGUCGUUAACGAAUCAGUCGUGGAAGUUGAGUGCACACCAAACCAAACUGAAGAUACUACCGAUGGACCUAAUGCAAACCCCACUGCCGAAGAAGCCAAAAGUAGAUCUAGCUCCAUCAAGGACGUUGAUGCAGCUGUAGAAGAACUGCUCCAAGACAAGGAGCUUAUCCCCAGAGAAAAAACACCCCCAGUUGAAAAUACCGAUGAAAGAGCUGAAGAUGGGGUAGUGGUCGCUAUAGUACCUGUGGACGCAGCUUCAGAAAAUCGUAGCAAAGAUGCAGAGUCUGAAUCACGUGGAGAAGACAGAACCGAAGGACCCAAAUCAGAUCCAGAAACGAGAGGUGAUGAAGAUACAGGGGGAGAACAAAGUACAGCCACGUCAUUGGGUGAUCAGGGAGCACAGAAAGAAGCUAUCCAGAAACUCAUCGAUGAUAAAACACUAUUAGAAAAGGAUUUUUUCUCUCUCAAAUCACAACUUGAUACACUUAAAAUAGACUAUUCAAAGAUGGAAUUGGAAGUCGAAGCCGUCAAUACCUCUAGAAAAGAACAGGAUGAUUACAUAAAAACUUUGGAAUGCGAUGUCACGAAACUGAAAAAAUAUGAAGACUGGGGCAAAAAUAACGAAGAAAAAAUUAACGAUGUUCAAAGCAAAUUAAAAAGUUUAGCUGAAGUAGAAGAAGGAAAAAAUCAGAAGAUUGUCGAUCUAGAAAAACAGCUUAUUGUUGCUAAAGACAAACUAGACCAAGCUGAAAAGAAUAUUGAAGACAAUGAGGCUUCCAACACUAGAGCAGAUGACGAAAAACCCAAAUCAAGGACAUGCACCAUAAUGUAACUUAUAGAAAUUUGAACAUUAAAGAGUAAAUCCCUUAACACCAAAGAAAAAGGCUGUGAUUAUUUCCAAGAAGAAACCAAGUAUUAAUUAGAAAGUGACAAUUGUAGAUUAUAGAAACUUUCAUGUUGUGGUGUUGGGAACAUUCUUCUUAUUGACAACUUAAAUUGUUUACUAUUAUAGAAAUUAAUAAUAUUCUGCGCCCUCUCAAUAGUUUUUCAUGAUGUGAUAUAAUGUUAGAUAUGCGAGCUAUAGCCACUUUUUAGGUUACUAUUUAACAUGCUUUGUGAUAUUACCCAACAUUUAUUUUUGCGCACCAAUUCAGUUUGAAUAAUAUAGCCAUCGAAUUCGUCGACAUUAUGUAAAUCAUUACG
Molecule: messenger RNA, 1939 nt
Organism: Patella vulgata (common limpet)
Lineage: Eukaryota; Metazoa; Mollusca; Gastropoda; Patellidae
Product: immunoglobulin A1 protease autotransporter
Exons: 2
Coding region: 315-1568 (417 amino acids)
Source: RefSeq, a predicted model, not a curated record